AUGAUUCACAGUUUGUUCUUGGUUAAUAAUUCCGGGGACAUGUUCCUGGAGAAGCAUUGGAAGAGUGUCAUACAUAGGUCCAUAUGUGACUACUUCUUUGAGGCUCAGAGCAAGGCAGCAGGACCGGAAGAUGUCCCACCAAUCCUGGCCACCCCCCACCACUACCUCAUUAAUAUUUAUAAGAACCAGAUGUACUUCAUUGCUGUUGUUCUAACAGAAGUUCCUCCCCUAUUUGUCAUUGAGUUCUUGCACAGGGUGGUCUCCACAUUUGAAGACUAUUUUGGCGACUGUACUGAAUCAAUCGUUAAAGAUAACUAUGUUAUCGUUUAUGAGUUGCUGGAUGAGAUGCUGGACAACGGUUUCCCAUUAGCAACAGAGUCAAACGUCUUGAAAGAAUUAAUUAGGCCUCCUAACUUCUUGAGGACUAUCUCUGAUACCGUCACUGGCAAGUCCACCAACAUGAGUGACACGUUACCGACUGGGCAGCUGUCGAACAUUCCGUGGCGUCGAACCGGUGUGAAGUACACGAACAACGAGGCCUACUUUGACGUCAUAGAGGAGGUUGACGUCAUCAUAGACAAGAGCGGGUCCACUGUCUUUGCCGAGAUUCAGGGAUAUAUCGACUGCCUGAUAAAGUUGAGCGGCAUGCCAGAUCUGACCUUGUCCUUUAUCAAUCCCCGUCUUCUUGAUGACGUCAGCUUCCAUCCCUGCAUAAGAUUCAAGAGAUGGGAGAGUGAAAAGAUCCUCUCAUUCGUACCACCAGACGGAAACUUCAGACUCAUAUCUUACCACAUUGGAUCUCAAAACAUGGUGGCCAUACCGAUAUACAUUAAGCAUAAUAUAUGCCUGAAGGAAGGCUCGGCUGGCAGGCUGGACAUAACCAUCGGGCCGAAGCAAACCAUGGGGAAAACCGUGGAGAACGUUGUAUUGGAGGUACCAUUCAGUAAGUCGGUCCUCAAUGCCACACUCACUCUAACGCAAGGCAAGUACACAUUCGAUCCAGUCUCGAAGGUUUUAAUUUGGGAUGUAGGCAAGAUUGAUCCUAGUAAGCUGCCUAACAUCAAAGGAAAUAUCAUUCUGCAGGCCGGUGCUCCUCUGCCAGAAUCUAAUCCAACUAUAUCUGUGCAGUUUAGCAUCAGUCAGAUGGCAGUUUCUGGUCUGAAAGUCAAUAGAUUGGACAUGUAUGGGGAAAAGUACAAGCCGUUCAAGGGCGUCAAAUACGUCACGAAGGCGGGAAAAUUUCAAGUCAGAACGUGA
This is a messenger RNA of Helobdella robusta, 1257 nucleotides long. RefSeq lists its product as hypothetical. The record is from RefSeq and is a predicted model, not a curated record. Gene Ontology annotation, biological process: intracellular protein transport; endocytosis. Gene Ontology annotation, cellular component: clathrin adaptor complex; cytoplasmic vesicle. The transcript is spliced from 14 exons. Lineage: Eukaryota; Metazoa; Annelida; Clitellata; Rhynchobdellida; Glossiphoniidae. Bases 1 to 1257 code for a protein of 418 amino acids.